GACUAAUUUAAUAAAAAACCGACUUAUGGAUAUGUAUAUAUAUCAUACACACGCAUAUAAAUCAAGAUAUAUUACAAAAGAAACCUCCUGGAACUUCUAGAAAGAGAGAGAGAACGAGCAGGAGGGAGAGGAAGAAAGAAUAGCAGGAGCACGGCUGAUUUCAAGUCUCAAUCAAUCUCUUUAAUUCUAUUUCAAGUGUUAAUUGAAUCUAUAAUCAAAGUUGAUUUUGUAGGUUCGAUAAAGGUGAGAAAUCAUUAUGGUGGGAUUUAAAAAUAGGUACUUCGUGAUGGAGGUGUUUGUGGAUCCAAAUAAAGAUAUUUCAAAAGACGAUCCGAUUAUUCUUAGCCAACAUAAUAUAUCGAAAGCGAUCAGAGACAGCAUUCUAGUCAACUUUGGCGAGUGCGGUCUUGCUUCGUCACUAGGAUCAUUCCAAGUCAAAUAUGUGAAUCACAUCACCAAAGUCUGUAUUAUCCGAGCUUCAAGAGAUGAGCAUCAAAAAGUUUGGGCUGCAAUCACUAUGGUCAGAAGUGUAGGAAAUUGCCCGGUGGUUUUCAACUUAUUGGACCUUAGUGGCAAUAUCAGGGUCUGUAAAUCUGCAGCUUUGAAGUGUGAAGAUUUGAAAUUCGAACAAUUUAAAGUUGUAUUUGGGGAUCCCCGAACAGAGGAUGUUAACAAACAUAUGCAAAAUCUUGAGAGAAUCAAAAUGUUAGAGCACUGAAAACACAUGUUAUUUUAUCUAUUUUCAGAUAUAUUUGGUGGUGCUUGUGGUCGCAAUGGGCUAAUUCAAUUUUGCUUUAGAGCUGCACACCUCAAACAGGUAUUAUUGUGUUAGCAAUCGUUUGUGGCUCAUCUUAUUUUCACUUUCCGGCUGUUCUUCAUCAACUUUGGCGCUUGCCUGAUUAUGGUGUGUGCAUGUCAUUGGAAAGAUCAAGUCCGUAAGUCAAGAGUUGUACUGUGAAGGUGUGAAGCCCGAUGGAGUUAAAUUUACCAAAACAGAUGUAUUCACUAUAGCGUGGCUAUAGUUUGGACGAAUAGUUGGGUAAUGAACUUGUGGAAGACAAAAUGAAAGCUUAAGUUGGAAUUAAGAUAUUGCAAAUGGUCGAAGUUUAUAUUUAUCAAUUUUCUCAUUUUUCAAUGUAUUUUUUUCAAUACGAUUAUAUAAACAUUCAUCUAUUUUGUUA
Molecule: messenger RNA, 1181 nt
Organism: Erigeron canadensis
Lineage: Eukaryota; Viridiplantae; Streptophyta; Magnoliopsida; Asterales; Asteraceae
Product: probable ribonuclease P/MRP protein subunit POP5
Exons: 5
Coding region: 257-718 (153 amino acids)
Biological process (GO): tRNA 5'-leader removal
Cellular component (GO): ribonuclease P complex
Source: RefSeq, a predicted model, not a curated record